Molecule: messenger RNA, 5302 nt
Organism: Saprolegnia diclina VS20
Lineage: Eukaryota; Oomycota; Saprolegniomycetes; Saprolegniales; Saprolegniaceae
Exons: 1
Coding region: 27-5276 (1749 amino acids)
Source: RefSeq, a predicted model, not a curated record
GGAAACGGAAACGCCACCUUUAUCUGAUGCGGGUGCACAUUCGCCCGCCAACAACGCCGGCCGGGCCCACGAAACACAUCCUAAUACCUCGGCGCCACGAUCGCCUUGUCGAGGUGGGUGGUGUGCUCUCGGUUAUCGUCUCGAUCGGCCUCAGCCUCGCUGCGAUCGAGUACAUUUUUACACCGUACCUCGCGACCGACUAUUUCGUACCCCACUUUGCGUCGUCUGCGCCCGUGUUGGUGGCAGCGAUCAACAAUCAAUUAACGCUCAUCGGCUCUGGCGCCAUCGACGUCGUCUCGCCCAACGCCGCCUACCUUUCUUCGCUGGAUGGGACAAGCCCCGCGUACGGUCGGCUCCUCGUGUACCGCGAGCUCACGACGCUUCUUGAUGGCGUCCGCGGACUGCGGCGCCUCGCAACGGCGCAGGUCGUCAAGAUGGUGACGCCCUACUGCUGGGCCGACUUGAACAAAACGUGGGAGCUUGCGUACACGUCCAAGCGGCAAGCCCGCUGCUUGCAGUUCGACGCUACGAACGGCGCCGUGCACCUCGAGACGGUUUUGCGCAACAUUGACUUUCAAGCAUUCCUCGACAACACGCAAGGGCUCUUUCUCUCGGCGAUUGGCCAGCCCAUUGCGAGCAGCGGACGCGCCGGUGACACGUGGCUCGCGUCACUCCAGUCGCAUGUCUGGGUCCCCGAACGCGACGAGGUUGCGCUCUGGGCGGCGCACGGACUCGAUCGAUAUACGCUGCAGUACGGCACCGGCAUUGGCAUCGGCGUCUUUGAGACGAUCUCUGUCGAGACGGCCCUCGGGCAACUCCUCUCGCUCCCGCUCAAGACUAUAUUGACACAAGAUCGAUGGACGUUUCGAACCACGAGCAUGCUCUGCAACCUUCUCUACAACGACUUGUACGCGAUUGGCGCCAACCAAAGUCUCGUGCGGCACACGACCAACUACUUUGGCGACAUCAACCCGUCGCAGAUCGAGGCGUACGUGCAAGGCCUGCCCCUCCGACCCGUCCAGCAAGCCAUCCACGACGGCCUGGGCCCCCUCGGCAUCAUUGACGCCAAGUGGGUCCCCCCGCCACCACGCCUUCUAGCGAGCGUGAGUGCCUUUCGCGCCACUCUGGCCGCGGCACUCGUGGCCACUCCAAGCCUCUUGGGCAAUGACGCGGCACGACAAACCUUGUACCCGACACCAGCGCGCUGGUCCGACACGCGCCUGCGCUUCUUCACGGGCAGCCCCAUGUGUGCGUUCUCGGUGCCCCAGCGCUUUGUGCAGCAGACGUUUGGCUUUACCGACGUCUGCGGCAGCCAAAUGCCAUUGACGCUCGAGUGGCAUGCGCUCCCCGCCGCCUAUGCGCUCUGGUUGCUCGGGCCGAAUGCCGCGCACGACGUUUGCAACCAGUCGUUCGCAGCGAACGCCACGACGUGCCACCGCCUUGUUCGCGAUGCCACUAUUGUCUACAGCGCCACCGCACAAGCGCUUCCCAUCUUGGACCCGUCGGUCGUACCAAACGUGAUGGCAAUCAACAUUGGACUGCUGCAGAUUCUGCGCAUGAACGACACGUCGGACAUUACCCUGGACCAGCAACUGCUUUUGUCGCCCGACUUUGACUUUCUCGGGUGGAUGUACGUCUAUGACUGGGCGAUCGGUGCCCGAGAAGUUAUUGCGCUUCAGGGCGACGCGGCGGCAUUUACACUCGUGUCGGCGUUGUAUGCGCCGAUCGCGACCAACCCAAUCUUGGCGUCGGCGGGGUUGGGACCCUACCUCUGGUACCUCGCGACGGCGACCACGAGUACGCUGGUGGUUCUCAGCCUCUGUCUCUUCGUACUGCGCCUCCGAAGCAGCAGUCCCGGCAACGACUGGUUUCAGUUCACGCCGUUAGUCGCGUCGGUCUAUAUCAACCGGAAUCUACUCGUGUUUCGCAGCCUUGCCGCGAUCCUGUGUCUUGGGACGGCACCGCUGGAUGCAAGCACGACGACCAACGGCAUCACGCGCCUUCUCUUUGUUCCGCGAACAUUCUCGCGAUCGGCCCUUCUCGCAUUGGAGUCGCUUUGGGGUGUGCACAUCGCGCACGACGUGUUACUGCCGCUAACCGGUGUUUGGCGGGCGCUGACGCCGAUGACCUGUCUCGGCUGGUGCAUUAUCGUGGGCAUGGACCAGCUGGUGCCACCAACGCUCUCGACGACGCUCGACCGGCAGUGUUAUACCGUCAACAUGGACUAUACAGCGUACUGCAACAGCGGGCUCGUGCGCGUCGGGAGCAUGCAACGCUGCGUGGCCGUUCUCAGCGUGCUCUUUGCAGCGAUAAGCGCGACGUUGUUGUACUCGCGCUUGCGGCAUCAACGCCACAACCUCAAUGUGUCGAGCGCUCUUCUACCACCGAUGGCACCUUUGCAUGUCUCGUCGACAGGCCAUCAUGUGCACUUGGUAUCGGCCGUCAUGUGCGGUCUCUUGCCGCUCACGUGGAGCGGCCACGCCUACAUCUUUGAUGUCAAGCUCUGGUGCUUGCUCUCGCGCGACGACUACGCGUUCGAGUUGACGCAGGGUACCGGCUCUCUCGUACUACCACAUUGUGCACCGACAUCGUCGCCACCGACAAUGGAAUCGACACACGGGCUCUUGAGCAUUCGCCUCAUUCAGAGAGGGCUUCGCCUCUCGGGGCUCUGCUACAUUGGUCUGACCCUUUGGAGUAACACAGCGUAUCUCGGAGUACUGGAAACCUCCAUGGCCAAUGACUUUGGCUGGGCAGGCUUCAACGCGACAGGCAUGCAUGCUUUUUUAGCCAACGCCUUCAACCGCCAACUGCUCACGUCGACGGACGCUAUCGUUGCACUUCACGACCCGGCAUUCGGAGACGCCCUUCAGCCAUACAAUGGAACGGCGACCACUGUCUCAUGGUUCCCGACCGUUGCGCGUCGGCAUCUCUUCAACGCGUCAGUUCCGCUCGCAGAGCUUGUCGCGGGUCUCCGGGAGAUGGAGCCAUGUCAGUUGCCUUGGAUGUUUACGCAGUAUUGCUGGCUCGACUUGGCGCGCCAGUGGGAAAUGGCCAGCACGAGCACGCGCCAGGCGCGCUGCGUCGCAAGCCGAGGCAAUGGUGCCGUGUACCUCGAGACGAGUCUGCGAAACGUACAGGACUGGGACGCAUGGCACGCUUGCUGGGGCGACUCGUUCGACAGUGGGUUUGGCCAGGAUUUGCAAGCGUCGAGCGCUGGUCAAGCAUGGCUGCGCAGCGUCUAUUCCAACACUCUUUCAGUCACGGACGAAGUGCUCUACUGGCGCACCCAUGGGAUCUCCAUUUUUUUGCUGCAGUGGCAAAACUUCAAGGACCUUGGCCUUAGCGACGCCAUGACCAUCAUGACGCCGUUUGGCCUUUCGUAUACACUGCCGAUAAGCCAGCGAGACGGUGAACUGCAUUUGGCGUAUCAGACGACCCACCGCAUGUACUGGGCGUUCGCGAGUGAUCUCUGGGCGGUCAGCCCCAAUGCGACGAGCAUUGGUGGCAAGUCGCUGCUUCGAAACAGCCCGCGUUUUGCAUUUGCCAACACCUCGCGCGCGAGUUUGUUGUUUGAAAACCUAACCCUAGCCUCACCACUCGACAGCGGGCUCAGUGCGCUGACGGCUACGUUAGGACCAUUUGGCGCCGUUGAUCUUGUGUACGUGAGCUGUCCGCGGUCGCUCUUGGAUCUCUACGACCAUGUGCUCCGCGCGAUUGCGACGACCACGACCACGCGCCUUGACGCGCAGAGUGCGUUCUUGUCGCUGCCCAUCAAAGCGUACAUUGGCCAAGUGCCACGCGUGUUGCUAACUGAUGCGAGCGUGCGCAUCGUUGGCGGCAAUCUCAUGUGCGGCGCCGACAUUGCGCCGACCGCCCCGUCCAGUGCCUUGGAUGCGCUCUUUGGCAUCGAUGCAAUUUGCUCCUGGUGGUACCUCGAGUACCUCACCCCGUCCCCAACCGGCCUUCUUUUCGCGCUUCUCGGGUUUGACGCGGUGCAUACCAUUGACCCAGUGGUGGACUGGAGUGCAUUUUGCGCUGGCGACGUCUACGCAGAAGCGAAUUGCGCCGACAUUUACGCUGCCUCCUAUGCGUUUGCAAGUGCUAUCGCAUUCAACACGACGCUUGUGCAGCAUUUGGCCGCCGCCGCCGAGGCCGACGCACGCGCCCUCUCGAUCGAGGUCGUCCAGUACCUGCAACGACCCAACAGCAGCGAGACCGAGCUGUACCAACUCAAUAUUCUCGACGACGUUGAUCGCUCGUGGAUCUUUUUUGGGUGGCACUACCUCGCCGAGUGGGUGGUCGGGCAGCGCGAAGUUGUUUCGUUUCAAGGCGACACACGGACGAUCACAGCCAUUUCGCGGCACUCGAGCCCAGUGACACUCGCUCUCAGCGACGCAGCGAUCCCGACGCGGCUCUCGUACGUCUGUCAGCAGUGCGUCCGGUACGUGACGGGCGCGAUGAUGCUCGGCGCGGGCGUUGCCGCCUACUACGCAAUCAUUAUCUGCCGCGGCGUCUUUGAAGGCUCCAACCUUUUCGCGCUGAAUCGACUUGUGGGCCACGCCUGGAUAGGCCGCGCGCUGCUCAUUGUCCGGGGAGUCACGGCGCUCUGGCUUCUCAACACGGCGCCGCUCGAUCUGGUGGCGUUCGGCGCCGGCGCGCGCUUCGAGGCACCGCCCGUCGCGUGGUUUCCAACGCUCUUGGCCGCGUCCGAGCUCACGUGGCUCGUCUACAUCGCCAACGACGUCUUUAGCUGCAUUACGCGCCAGUACACACCGCUCUAUGCCUGGAAAAGCUCGGUUGGUGCGUCGAUCGCGGCCGCAGCCUGGACCAUCGCGGCGCCCCAAGUGUACGCAGCGUCCGUGCGCCGCAGCUGCACGUACGUCAACAUGGACUUGGCGCUGCACUGCAUAAGCGGAUACAUCGAGAUUGGCCGCCUACGCAACGUCUGGAUCGACGUCGCGCUGUGUCUCGGCUGCGUUCUCGCCGGCGCUGUCUCAGAACGCUUGUACCGCCCAAAGUUGCCCGCGACACCCGUGCCCUCACUGCUGCUGGGCGCAGCGAGUCUCUACACGCUCGAAAUGAGUUCGUGGGUUGCCAACGGGCAGCAGUACAUUGACCGCAUGUCGGCAGCCAUGGCUGGUCUGCUGACGUGGCGCCACGACAGCAUCAUGUACGUCUUUGACAUCAAGAGCUGGCGGCUCUUCACGGUCGUGCCCGAAGCCAAGUGCCCGUUCGAUGCAACGGCAGUCGUAGCGCUGCACCGUAUCGCUUCUUGAGUAUCCGAAAUACGAAUGACUGACUU